Messenger RNA from Trypanosoma grayi, 819 nucleotides. Its product is annotated as putative heat shock protein. The transcript has a single exon. Gene Ontology annotation, cellular component: mitochondrion. NCBI's taxonomy places the organism in Eukaryota, Euglenozoa, Kinetoplastea, Trypanosomatida, Trypanosomatidae. The record is from RefSeq and is a predicted model, not a curated record. Gene Ontology annotation, biological process: protein complex oligomerization; [2Fe-2S] cluster assembly. Gene Ontology annotation, molecular function: protein-folding chaperone binding; ATPase activator activity. The coding region runs from base 1 to 819 and encodes 272 amino acids.
AUGAUACGGCCCAUUCGUCUCCUCAUAUCCGGACCCCUGGCGGCACCCAUGGGCGCCCGCUGUUUUCAUACAACGGCUGUGGCAAGGCAGCUGGGGCGCGGGACGUUCUUUGCGUACUUGGGCCUCCCGGUGUCGCCCGAGUUGGACGUGGCGGCGGUGCAACGCGCGUAUCACAACCUGCAGCGCCGCGUCCACCCCGAUCAAGCCAACGUGCAGGCCAGGGCAGCAGUGCAGGAGGAGGAGGAGGAGGCAGCGAAGGUAACCUCGGCCGCCUCUUCUCCCCCCUUGGCAUCGGUGGCAGUGGCGGUGGAAUCAGGAAUACGACAGGCGGAUACUGACGACUCGACGUACGCCAACGCGUCCUACGAGACGCUGCGCGACCCGUUCCUGCGCUGCAGGUAUCUGCUGCAGCUGUGUCGUGCAGAGACAGUCAAGGGUUCCCCGUUGACACCAGAAGAGGAGGAAGCCCUCAUGCACGAAGACGAUAGUCGCACCUUAAAGGAAAAUCAAAAGCUCGCAGGUGCUGACGCUGGCGGUACUGAUUCCGCUGCUGGUGAUAACGAUAUAUCUCUUCCGAUAGAGUUUCUUGCGGAGAUGAUGGCGGCAAAUGAGUCUAUCUUUUCCGCCGAUUCCACAGCUGCAGAUGGCCGGGCGACACUGCAGCUUCUCAUUGCACACAUGGAGGAGCGCUACGAGGAGUGCUACAGCAACGCCAAAGCAUGUUGGAAGAAUGGGGAGCUGUGCAAGUUUCGCCGCUGCAUCCUAGAGUGGACAUACAUACGCAACGCUCUCAUACACGCAAGGAACCGACUGGACUAA